AUGUUUGAACGGAAGCAGUUCAAGACUAGGUUAUGCGCUCUCUAUCAGAAAGGUCGCUGUAAUCGCCUCAACUGUUCCUUUGCGCACGGGAAUGCCGAGCUUCGACGUUUCUCUUCUUCCUCCUAUAAUGGAAGGAAAGACUAUUUGGGUAAUGACUUGAGGGAUAAACUUGACAGAAGGCAAUUAUCACCUCCAAGAUAUUCACCAGCUCGUGACGCAAGAGGUCGACAGACUAUUCGAGAAUACAGUCCACUGAGGUCUCCAGAUAAAAGAAGUGACAGAAGACAUAAGAGAAAACAGGCCAUCAGUGGCCAAAGUGAUAUUUCUGGAAGUUUAAAAGUCUCUGAUAGAAAUAAUGAUCAAGUUAAAGAAGGAAAGAUGCUUUCCUCUGGUUCUAGAAAUACUCUUGAAGAUCAGCUGAAGAAAGUUCAUUCUGAUAUCAAAACUCUUGAGAACCGAAAAUUCCAAUUGUCGGUCUACCUAGAUGAGAGUGUUCAUGAGGUGGAUAGCCUUAAUUCUAGAAUUCAGGAUCUCGAGGCUGAGUUAAACAAGGAGAACGAGGAGUAUAAAAGAAUUACUUCAAGAAUAAGGAAGUUUGUUCGAAUGUAUAAUCAUAAUUUGGAGUUGCAAGAUGAACUGAAGAGAUCACAGGUUCGACUCCAAAGGUUUGGAGACCACCUUUUCACAGACAUUUCUACAAUUGGUGUUAGCGAGGAAGAUUUAACUGUUGAUAUUGUAAGCAAUGGUGAUAAUACUGGUCUUCCUCCAAUCACUAAACUUAGUUUGGAGCAGAAUGGUGGAUCUCCCUGCAGAAAAAGGCUGCACGUGGAACGAGAUUCUGUGGAAGAGUUAAAACAAGAUAAAUCAAAAGUCGGGCAUUUGGUUGAAACAGAAAGAAGUGGGAAGCGUUCUCGAUGGAGUUUGUCUGCUAAAACAAACGAUAAGGAUUGUGAGGAGGCACCGGGCAAUGGAAUUGAAGUUACUAGGCACCUAGAUCUUGAAGGGAAAUACAAGAAAGGAAUAUGGAAUUCUUCAAACAACAUUCAUUCAGAAAAGGUUACUAAUUCACUCAAUUUCAGGGCAGCUCUGCCUCUGCUGCCAAAGGAAUCCAGGAUUGAAGUGCCGUCAACCAGCAUGGCAGCUCAUGUGUUUGAUGAGGAAGUUGAUAUUGAACAUGAUAACGGAACUGAUAUCUCUGAAAAUGCAAAGACAGAGAAUGAGAAUGGAGUGGAGUUCCAUGUGAAGGGCAUAUCUCACAUGCUUACCACAGAUUUGAUUCCCCAUAGCAAUUAUUCGCAGUUUGAGGGUAAACGCGAGAAUGUGGAUGUGGAUGGUCUUAAUGAAGAAGCAGCAGGAGUACAUGUGAACUAA
Messenger RNA from Lathyrus sativus (Indian pea), 1371 nucleotides. The record is from the annotation of a GenBank genome assembly. Lineage: Eukaryota; Viridiplantae; Streptophyta; Magnoliopsida; Fabales; Fabaceae.